Poecilia reticulata (guppy) is the source of this 1432-nucleotide messenger RNA. RefSeq names its product neurotensin (gene nts). Gene Ontology annotation, molecular function: neuropeptide hormone activity. Gene Ontology annotation, cellular component: extracellular region. The record is from RefSeq and is a predicted model, not a curated record. Lineage: Eukaryota; Metazoa; Chordata; Actinopteri; Cyprinodontiformes; Poeciliidae.
UUUCUCAUUUUGUCGUCAAGAUGCAGGCGCAGUUGGCUUGUGUGCUCCUCCUCUGUUUCCCAUGCGGCGCGCUCUGCACAGAUGUAGAGCAGGAGCAGCGAGCGCUCGCUGAGGAGCUCCUCACCAGCCUCUUCACCUCUAAGAUGAAACACAAUAGGCAGACUGCCCCCUUCUGGCACGUAUCGUUGACCAACCUGUGCCGGCUGAUGGGCGGCCUGCGGCAGGAGGCGUGGAGCGGCGAGCAGGAGGAGGAAGAGGAGGCAGAGGCUUCCGAGCUGAGGGAAGGGAGCCUCCCGCUGCUGGAAGAGCUGUACAGCCUCCAACACAUCUGCAGAGCGCUGCAGAGCCGGGAGGAGAGGCUACUCCGAGACUCGGUGGAAUAUUCAGAGGAGAACGGCGACGCGCCGCUGAAACGAAAAUCCCCGUACAUCCUGAAGAGGCAAGCCGCCCACAACGCCAAGUCGCGGAGGCCUUACAUCUUAAAGCGGAGCUCGGUUUACUGACGCCCGUCGCUCGUUCCGUCUGCGUGUGGCUGCAGAGUUUGUUCGUUUUUUGGUUUUGUUUUUUUUCUCCAGUAAGAACCUGCGAUUGUACGUCCAGCGCUGAGGCCUGUCGUUAUGCUGCUGCUGACAAUAAAACAACUGAAGCAUCGUACACAUUGUGUUUUCUCUGAGGAUCCGUAUUCAUUCAUCUGUUCCUCCACUGCAACGUAAAAGAUUGUUCUAUGUUUUUAAAGCGAUUGAAGGAUUGCUAAUGAAAGGCUAGCCUGACCUGGAUGUUUGUGCUCUUGUUCAAUGCGAUCCACAGCAAACACGAACACGGUAUCUUUAUUUGUCUCGGGCUUGUUUGUGUGAGGCUUGUUUCGUCACUGCAGAGAAUAAAAACCCAACAGACUUCUAUGUUAGUCCGUUCUUGUAUGAAUCUGAUGCAAGUCGUCUGGAUGCAGGAGUAUCAAAAGAUGGACAAACACAUUGUUGGUUUUAUGAUCUCUACAAGUCUUCUGACGUUUGUCUACCAGCUUUUUACAUCUACAGACUUGACGUUUUCACACAUUUUUCUUUUUCUAAAUAGCCAAAGUCUUAUUGAAUUGAGAGUAUCUUUGAAUGGAAAUUUGUCUUGCCACAGAUUUUCAUUAGGAAUUUGUUCAGUAUUUUAAAACAUGAUUAUGCUUCAGUUAAACUGCCGGUGUAUUCACACUAGGUCCAGACCAAAAUCAGACUUUUAUCUUUUUUGUUUGGUGCUGUCUGCUUUCGCCUGUGGUGUAGCGCACGUCCGCUAAUCUGCUAACAGCAAAGCUACUUCUUCAUUUGGCAAAAUUGCCAAUCUUUGAAAACAUUUUGCACUUAGCUAACCACCACAUGAGUCUAAGGCGAUAAUUUACUUGUCUGUUUGCUUUCAGCUGAAUAAAGUUCUACAUCUUCUUUAAAGUUUU